Carlito syrichta (Philippine tarsier) is the source of this 555-nucleotide messenger RNA. It is a transcript of the gene FABP12, whose product is annotated as fatty acid binding protein 12. The record is from RefSeq and is a predicted model, not a curated record. The transcript is spliced from 4 exons. NCBI's taxonomy places the organism in Eukaryota, Metazoa, Chordata, Mammalia, Primates, Tarsiidae. Gene Ontology annotation, cellular component: cytosol; nucleus. Gene Ontology annotation, molecular function: fatty acid binding. Gene Ontology annotation, biological process: fatty acid transport. Bases 69 to 491 code for a protein of 140 amino acids.
CCCAAAACUUCAGGGAACACCAACAUACACAUCCAUAUGAAACUAUUUUCCUUUGAAAUUAACUCAGAAUGGUUGAUAGGCUCGAAGGAACAUGGAAAUCCAUUUCUUGUGAAAAUUUCGAGGAAUAUAUGAAAGAACUGGGAAUAGGAAGAGCCAGUAGGAAACUGGGCUGUCUGGCAAAACCCACUGUGACCAUCAGUACUAAUGGAGAUGUAAUUAUGAUAAAAACCAAAAGCAUCUUUAAAAAGAAUGAGAUCUCCUUUAAAUUGGGAAAAGAGUUUGAGGAAACCACAACAGGUGACCGUAAAACCCAGAGUAAAGUAACCUUUGAUAAUGACUCCCUGAUUCAAGUUCUGAACUGGGAUGGCAAGGAAACCACCAUAAGGAGAAAGCUGGUGGAUGGGAAAAUGGUGGUGGAAAGUACUGUGAAUGAUGUUAUCUGCACACGGACAUAUGAGAGAGUAUCAACAAAUGCAGUCUCAAACUCUUAAGCUUUCUCAAGCUGUGAUCCAAACUAUGUAGGUUGUUUCAAUAAAACUCUGAAGUAAAAUAUUA